Molecule: messenger RNA, 1800 nt
Organism: Aspergillus terreus NIH2624
Lineage: Eukaryota; Fungi; Ascomycota; Eurotiomycetes; Eurotiales; Aspergillaceae
Product: putative mRNA splicing protein (Prp39)
Exons: 4
Coding region: 1-1800 (599 amino acids)
Biological process (GO): RNA processing; mRNA 5'-splice site recognition
Cellular component (GO): commitment complex; U2-type prespliceosome; U1 snRNP
Molecular function (GO): protein binding
Source: RefSeq, a predicted model, not a curated record
AUGGCCGAUUACAAUUAUGGUGGCUCCGAAGAGGAGAAUGCGGAGUUGAAGAAGCUGGAAACUGAGCUGCUCGAUGAUCCCGAUAACUUUGAGACGUGGGAGCGCCUUGUGCGCGCGGCGGAAGCCCUGGAGGGAGGCAUCAACCGCAACUCCAACCCCCAGGCCAUCACCACCGUGCGCAAUGUCUACGACCGUUUCCUCGCCAAGUUCCCCCUGCUGUUUGGAUACUGGAAGAAAUACGCCGAUCUAGAGUUUUCGAUUACCGGGACGGAAGCUGCUGAUAUGGUCUACGAGCGUGGUAUCGCGAGCAUCUCCCCCUCGGUCGAUCUCUGGACCAACUACUGCUCCUUCAAAGCUGAAACCUCCCACGAUGCCGACGUCAUUCGAGAGCUGUUUGAACGCGGUGCAAGCAGUGUUGGUCUAGACUUCCUCGCCCAUCCCUUCUGGGACAAAUACAUCGAGUUUGAGGAGCGCGUGGAAGCGUUCGAUAAGAUCUUCGCCAUUCUGGGUCGCGUGAUCCACAUCCCCAUGCACCAGUACGCUCGCUACUUCGAGCGCUACCGGCAGCUCGCACAAACUCGCCCCUUGGUCGAACUCGCCCCGCAAGAAACCCUCUCUCAGUUCCGCGCCGAGUUGGAUGCGGCCGCGGGACAUGUCGCUCCCGGUGCCAAGGCGGACGCAGAGAUCGAGCGCGAUCUUCGUUUGCGCGUCGAUAGUUACCACCUCGAGAUCUUCUCCAAGACCCAGACUGAGACGACGAAACGCUGGACCUACGAGUCCGAGAUCAAGCGGCCGUACUUCCACGUCACCGAGCUGGACGAGGGUCAGCUGUCGAACUGGAGAAAAUAUCUGGACUUUGAAGAGAGCGAGGGCGAUUACGUCCGGGCUCAGUUCCUGUACGAGCGCUGUCUGGUGACCUGCGCCCACUACGAUGAGUUUUGGCAACGCUAUGCCCGUUGGAUGGCCGCCCAGCCCGGCAAAGAGGAAGAAGUCCGUAACAUCUACCAGCGCGCUAGCUGUCUGUAUGUUCCAAUCGCCAACCCGGCCAUCCGUCUGCAGUACGCCUACUUCGAGGAAAUGGCUGGCCGCGUGGAUGUGGCCAAGGAGAUCCACGGCGCCAUCCUGAUCAACCUGCCCAACCAUGUGGAAACCAUCGUCUCGCUGGCCAAUAUGUGUCGGCGCCACGGCGGACUGGAAGCUGCCAUCGAGGUGUACAAGUCCCAGUUGGACUCGGCAGAAUGCGACCUGGCCACCAAGGCGGCACUGGUUGCCGAGUGGGCCCGCCUCCUGUGGAAGAUCAAGGGCUCUCCCGAGGAGGCUCGCCAGGUCUACCAGACGAACCAGCAGUACUAUCUUGACAGCCGCCCCUUCUGGGCAAGCUACCUGAUGUUCGAGCUGGAACAGCCCACCAGUGCGGCGACCGAGACUGUCCAAUACGACCGCAUCAAGCAAGUCAUCGAGGACAUCCGCUCCAAGAGCACCCUGACGACGGACGCCGUGAAGGAGCUCGUGCAGACCUACAUGACCUACCUCCUGGAGCGCGGCACCAAGGACGCCGCCAAGGAGUACAUGACGCUCGAUCGCGAAGUGCACGGCCCGGCCUCAGUAGCUCACCCGAAGACCGGCGCUGCCGCCGAGCAAGCCGCUGCUCAAGCCGCUGCCCAGAGUGCCGCCGCCGCCGCCGCCGCCGCCGCUGCGCAGGCCACGCCGGCUCCCCCUCCUCCCGCAGACCCGGCUGCCGCCGCAAAUGCCUAUGCUUACUAUCAGCAGACUCCGGUGAAUGGCCAUGUUGGCGCCUAA